GUAUGUCUAACGCGGCUUCACACUGUCUUCUCUUUCUUGAUCCUUCCAUCCGAACCUCAACCGUCUCAAGAUGGCACCAAAGAAGGCAAAGAGGAGGGCAGCAGCAGGAGAGGGUGGCUCCUCCAAUGUGUUCUCCAUGUUUGAGCAGAGCCAGAUUCAGGAGUACAAGGAGGCUUUCACAAUCAUUGACCAGAACAGAGACGGUAUCAUCAGCAAAGAUGACUUGAGGGACGUGCUGGCAUCAAUGGGCCAGUUGAACGUGAAGAAUGAGGAGCUGGACGCCAUGAUCAAGGAGGCCAGCGGACCCAUCAACUUCACCGUCUUCCUCACCAUGUUCGGCGAGAAGCUGAAGGGUGCUGAUCCCGAGGACGUUAUUCUUAGCGCCUUCAAGGUCCUGGACCCCGAGGCCACCGGUUCCAUCAAGAAGGAAUUCCUCGAGGAGCUUCUGACCACUCAGUGUGACAGGUUCACCCCUGAGGAGAUCAAGAACAUGUGGGCCGCCUUCCCCCCAGAUGUCGCCGGCAACGUAGACUACAAGAACAUCUGCUACGUCAUCACACACGGAGAGGAGAAGGAGGAGUAAAGAGAAAGAAGAAGACAAAGAAAGACAUCAAAUCCCUUUUGCUAUUCUGUCUUCCCCCUUUGCCCCCUCCCCUCCUUCCACUAUGCUCAACCCUCCUGUGUAAACCCCCCCACGCGCCCCCCCCUUCUCCCCCCUCCUCCGUGUGCUCGGCCUCACGUUCGAACCAGAGACUGUGUCAUAAUGACACGCGCGCGAGGCCCGAUGCUCUAUGUUUGCUUAUGGGGAAUAUAUAGCGAUGGUUUUUCAAUAAAAAUCCUGUAACAUCAUCUCUAUCCACAAACUUUUCUCAUAGCACCUCUCUCCCGCUCUCUCUUUCUUCUUCUUCUUUUAUCUU
Molecule: messenger RNA, 917 nt
Organism: Scomber japonicus (chub mackerel)
Lineage: Eukaryota; Metazoa; Chordata; Actinopteri; Scombriformes; Scombridae
Gene: mylpfa
Product: myosin light chain, phosphorylatable, fast skeletal muscle a
Exons: 7
Coding region: 71-583 (170 amino acids)
Biological process (GO): skeletal muscle tissue development
Cellular component (GO): cytoplasm
Molecular function (GO): calcium ion binding
Source: RefSeq, a predicted model, not a curated record